AUGAUGGGUAUAGAGGCGGUACAUGACUUCAAGAUUGAUAAGAAUACUAAAAUAUCACAUAAUAAGUUGGAACAGAGGAAUCAAGCUAAACAAGCUGAGCAGAACAGAGACCCUGACUGGUCCUACAACUCCAUACCGUCAGAAUUGAAUACAUACGUGACAGAAUUCAAAAUUAACAUGAGCGAGUGUCUCAAAGAAGUGCAGAUGAAUGAUAAACGGACAAUCAAACCGAUGUCGCCUAUCAGAGAAUCGCCAAUACACGGACAAUGUCUCAUAGCUUGCGUUUUGAAGCGAAAUGGUGUGAUUGAAAAUGGGAAAAUUCAUAAAGAAAACCUUUUAAAACUGGUGAACAAAUUUUUCGAAAAGGACCACAUCAUGAUCAAGAAAUUGGAAAAGAAUUUGGAUCGGUGUAUUGAGAUCAGUGUUCAAGCAGAGGGCGAAUGUGCCAUGGCUUCUAAACUUAACGAUUGCACCAAUGAUCUGAUGAUCCACAACAAGCGCAAAAUUUCUGUUAAUUAUUAGCUAAGAUGAUUUUUAUUUAAAUAAUAAACUUCU
This is a messenger RNA of Amyelois transitella, 555 nucleotides long. RefSeq lists its product as uncharacterized. The transcript has 3 exons. The record is from RefSeq and is a predicted model, not a curated record. Lineage: Eukaryota; Metazoa; Arthropoda; Insecta; Lepidoptera; Pyralidae. Bases 1 to 522 code for a protein of 173 amino acids. Gene Ontology annotation, molecular function: odorant binding.